AUGAUUCACGGACCAUGUGGGGGACACAACCCACACUCGCCAUGCAUGAAAGACGGAAAAUGCACCAAAAAGUAUCCACGCCAGCUGCUGCAAGAAACACAAACUGGUGGCGACGGUUAUCCGUUGUACAGACGACGAAAACCAGAUGAUGGAGGAUACACCACAACUAUCAAAAUCAAUAACGUUGAUUUCGAAGUUGAUAACCGAUGGAUUGUGCCCUACUCUCCUAUCCUUUCGAAAUCAUUCAAUGCACAUAUCAACGUGGAGUCCUGUAAUUCAGUUAAGGCAAUAAAAUACAUAUGCAAAUACGUGAAUAAAGGCAGCGAUAUGGCAAUUUUCGGAAUUGCGAAUCCCAAUGCGCCCGUCAAUGAAAUCGAGCAAUUUCAAAUGGGACGUUACAUUAGCAGUAAUGAAGCUGUAUGGAGAAUUCUUGGUUUCGACAUUCAUGAACGCUUUCCUGCUGUCAUGCAUCUCAGUGUUCACUUGGAAAACGGUCAACGAGUCUACUUCACGGAAGACAACGCACCCAAACGAGUUCCAGAUCCACCAAAUACAACGUUGACCGCUUUUUUCCAAUUGUGUGCAACUGACGAAUUCGCAAAAACAUUAAUGUAUCACGAAGUCCCGCAGUACUACACUUGGAAUCAAUCGACGAAGAAAUUUUGCAGAAGAAAACGAGGCGCCAGGCAUUCUUCUAUAGCUGGCAUAUUUUCUACUGGUGCACUGGGAAGAGUAUAUACUGUUCAUCCAAAUAAUGGUGAAUGCUACUAUUUGCGAAUGCUGCUUCACGUGGUCAAAGGACCAACAUCGUUUCAAGCAAUCAAAACAAUCGAUGGUCAAGAGUGUGAGACAUACAGAGAAGCAUGUUUUAAACUUGGUUUGCUUGAAAAUGAUCAACAUUGGGACAACACAUUAGCAGAAGCAUCUGAGACACGUCAUGCCCAUCAAAUACGAACUCUGUUUGCCAUAAUUUUGACUACCUGCGCACCUUCUGAUCCGAAAGGUUUAUGGGAAAAACACAAAGAGAGUAUGAGCGAAGACAUACUUCUCCGAGCACGCAGAAAUAAUCCCGGCUUGGAUGUACAGUAUUCGGAAGUCAUUUUCAAUGAAGCACUGAUAUCACUUGAGGAUGUGUGUAUGUCGAUUAACAACAAAAUCCUCAAUCAGCUUGGGCUGUUUUCACCGGAACGUGACAGAAACGAUGUUAUAGAUAGAGACGUAUUGCGAGAAAAACAAUACGACGUCGAUGCGCUACAAGUUUAUGUUGAAACUCAGAAAAGGCUCUUAACAAACGAUCAACGACUUGCAUACGACACAAUUAUGGAGCAUGUGCGAGGCGGAAAUGGUGGACUUCUUUUUCUUGAUGCACCAGGAGGCACAGGAAAAACAUUUCUACUCAAUUUGAUACUCGCCGAAAUUCGAAUGAAACAUGAGAUUGCUUUGGCUGUGGCAUCGUCGGGGAUUGCAGCAACAUUACUCGAUGGAGGACGCACGGCGCAUUCGGUUCUCAAGCUGCCAUUGAAUUUAAAUCUAGCUGCUGAUCCUCUUAGCAACCUUGGAAAAACAACUGGAAUGGCAACUGUAUUGAAAGCAUGCCAACUGAUUAUUUGGGAUGAAUGUACUAUGGCCCAUAAGAAAGAACUUGAAGCACUUGAUCGUACUCUGCGAGAUUUCCGAAGCGAUGAACGUCCACUGGGCGGAGCUCUGAUCCUGCUCGCAGGUGAUUUCCGUCAAACUUUGCCCGUGAUUCCUAGAUCAACACCAGCAGACGAGUUGAAGGCAUGCCUGAAAAAUUCGUCUCUCUGGAGACAUGUGAAAAAAAUUACACUGUCGACCAAUAUGCGUGUGCAUUUACUUGGAGAUGUUUCUGCACAAAUAUUUGCCAAACAACUUUUGGAUAUCGGCGACGGCAAACUUUUGGCUGAUCCUACAACACAGGAGAUAGGGUUUCCUCCGAACUUCUGUCAACUUCAGUCAUCAAUUGAAGAACUUGAAGAGAGUUUUCUCAAACAUCGCCAACAACUUUAG
Messenger RNA from Zophobas morio, 2028 nucleotides. RefSeq lists its product as uncharacterized. Bases 1 to 2028 code for a protein of 675 amino acids. Gene Ontology annotation, biological process: DNA repair; telomere maintenance. The record is from RefSeq and is a predicted model, not a curated record. Gene Ontology annotation, molecular function: DNA helicase activity. NCBI's taxonomy places the organism in Eukaryota, Metazoa, Arthropoda, Insecta, Coleoptera, Tenebrionidae. The transcript has a single exon.